Molecule: messenger RNA, 579 nt
Organism: Lentinula edodes (shiitake mushroom)
Lineage: Eukaryota; Fungi; Basidiomycota; Agaricomycetes; Agaricales; Omphalotaceae
Exons: 2
Biological process (GO): lipid metabolic process
Molecular function (GO): oxidoreductase activity, acting on the CH-CH group of donors
Source: RefSeq, a predicted model, not a curated record
UUCACAAUCAUCAGUAUAAUAGUCGCCCCAGCUCUUUUCAUCAUCAACACUCCUUUCGGACGUUCUGCUCUCAAUGGAAAAAGUAUUCUUCUACUUGAUGGUGUAAAGUCAUGGAUAGCGAUGGAAAUAGUGGCUCCUCUAAUGUUCAGCCUUUUUUUCUUGAAAUCACCACUCUCUCGGGGAGAGGCAGUGUCAUUUGAACCUUCUCUCGCUCAGUCUAUCUUAAUAGGGGCCUAUCUGGUUCAUUAUUCCAAUCGCGCCAUCAUUUCGCCUCUCCGUACACCGUCACGGUCCCAAUCUCAGAUCAUAGUUGCAAUCGCUGGAGUACUGUUCAAUGUCUUGAACGGAUCGCUAAUGGGAACGUAUAUCUCCUCUCCAGCGGCAUUCGCACAUAUCUCACACGUUCGGCCGUCAUUCUCUGUUGGACUCAGCCUUUGGGCCAUCGGCUUCUCUGGAAAUAUAAUCCACGAUGAAAGUUUGCAGAAUAUCCGGCGUAAAGCAAAAACCAAAGGUGCUAUUAUGUGUCUUCUCAUGAGAGAAUUCGAGCAGAAUUCCGAGAGGGAUGCUCAACAAAAAUAG